UUCAACUUUGGCCCUACCUGUAUAUCACCACACUUACGCAUGCACGUGGUCCCCCUAUCAGUUUAAAGUUCCCGUUAUUGACAUUGAUUACUUUGGUCUAUUUACCUACGCCACCGACCCCCAAACAUUGACCGAUGGCGCUCGCAGGUUGUUGUGGUACGGGGCCGGGGUAUGCCACGCCCCUGGAUGCUAUGAAGCAUGGGCCCAGGGAGAAGAUUGUGUAUCUCCCCUGCAUAACCCCCGUAAGCAGAAAGAAAGACCUUUCUGACUAUCUGGCAACAGUAGACGUGGACCCUACUUCACCCACCUACAGUAAAGUUAUACAUCGUCUUUACAUGCCGAACAAAGAGGACGAAUUGCACCACUCUGGUUGGAAUGCCUGCUCCAGCUGUUUUGGAGACAGCUCCAAAAGUAGAAACCGUUUGAUCCUCCCCUGUAUUAACAGUGAUAGAGUGUAUGUGGUGGAUGUGGGAACCAAUGAGCGACAACCUCGUCUGUUCACGAGUGUUGAGCCGUGGCAACUACAUAAAAAGGCAAACUUGGGAGCUCCACAUACCACCCAUUGUCUUGGGUCAGGCGAAGUUCUUAUAAGCUGUCUUGGAGAUGAAAACGAAAACGCAAAAGGUGGUUUUAUCCUGCUGGACGGACAGUCGUUUAUUGUGAAGGGUAACUGGGAGACGAAACCGUUAGAGUUUGGGUACGACUACUGGUAUCAGCCUUACCAUAACGUGCUGAUCAGCACAGAGUGGGGAGCACCGAAAGCUUUCAGGAACGGAUUCAACCCUCAACAUGUGACAGACGGUCUUUAUGGCCACCAUUUGAAUGUCAUGGACUGGACGACACACGAACUCAUCAAGAGAAUUGACUUAGGUCCGGACGGUCAGCUACCUUUGGAGAUUCGUUUCCUCCACGAUCCUACCGCCACGGAGGGAUAUGUAGGGUGCGCACUCAGCUCAACCAUCUUCAGAUUCUUCCGCGCUCCAAAUGGUCAAUGGGAGGCCGAAAAAGUCAUAAGUAUUCCUCCAAAGAAAGUAAAGGGCUGGGCAAUGGAGAUGAUGCCAGGUUUGAUUACGGACAUUCUGAUAUCACUUGAUGACCGAUAUCUGUACUUCAGUAACUGGCUUCAUGGAGAUGUUCGUCAAUAUGAUAUCUCUGACAGAAGGAAUCCGAAACUCGUGGGACAAGUCUUCUUGGGUGGAAGCAUUUGCAAAGGUAGAAAAGUCAAGGUGCUAGAUGACCCAGAACUAAAGACUCAGCCAGACCCAGUGUAUGUGAAAGGAGAGCGCCUGCGUGGUGCCCCUCAGAUGAUUCAGCUGAGUUUGGACGGGAAGAGAUUGUAUGUGACAACAUCUCUCUACUCCAAGUGGGAUGAUCAGUUCUACCCCGAGCUUACCAAAGAAGGAUGCCAGUUGUACAUAUUGGAUGUUAACAACGUCAAUGGAGGUUUGUCCUUGAAUCCAAACUUCUUAGUGGAUUUCGGCAAAGAGCCCCAGGGCCCCAUGCUGGCCCACGAAGUGAGGUAUCCGGGAGGGGACUGUAGCUCUGAUAUCUGGCUGGCUCAUACUGCCAUCAAGAACAAGAUGUAGACAUGACUGAGAUCAUACAGAAACUCUGUACAGAACUUUGAAGCAUUGUGCUUUCUUAGAAUUUCAACGCUGCAAUAUUUUGAUAUACAAUUUGAUUUGCUUUGACAUUUUAAUUUCUAUCAUCCUGCAUAUCUUUGAAAAAUGUGUUCUUUUUAUUCUUGAAUUACAUUUGUUUUAUAAAUGUAUUGUAAAUUUUUAAAACCAAAUUUUAUAUAUAUUGUUGUCUGUUAUAAAUAGCAUUGAUUAAUGAAUACAUCUAUGAUUAGAUAUCUAUAUGUAUACAAGAAUUAAACUUUUGAAGCAUU
Saccostrea cuccullata (small rock oyster) is the source of this 1891-nucleotide messenger RNA. Its product is annotated as methanethiol oxidase-like. The coding region runs from base 135 to 1586 and encodes 483 amino acids. The record is from RefSeq and is a predicted model, not a curated record. Gene Ontology annotation, molecular function: protein binding; selenium binding. The transcript has 11 exons. NCBI's taxonomy places the organism in Eukaryota, Metazoa, Mollusca, Bivalvia, Ostreida, Ostreidae.